AUGGCAGAGGCCUUGCUAGGAGUUGUAUUUGAGAAUUUGUUAUCUCUUGUUCAAAAUGAAUUUGCAACCAUUUCUGGAAUCACAUCAAAGGCUGAAAAGUUGUCAACCACCUUGGAUCUGAUCAAGGCUGUUCUUGAAGAUGCUGAGCAGAAACAGGUCACAGACCGCUCUAUUAAGGUAUGGCUCCAACAACUCAAAGAUGCUGUAUAUGUGCUUGAUGAUAUUCUUGAUGAAUGUUCCAUUGAAUCUAGUAGACUUAAAGCCUCGUCCUGUUUCAACCUAAAGAACAUUGUGUUUCGCCGUGACAUCGGCAAAAGGUUGAAAGAAAUUACAAGGAGAUUCGAUCAAAUUGCUGAAAGUAAAGACAAGUUUCUUUUACGAGAGGGUGUCGUUGUUAGGGAAAGGCCAAAUGAAGUUGCUGAAUGGCGCCAAACAAGCUCCAUUAUUGCUGAACCCAAAGUGUUUGGACGAGUAGAUGAUAGAGAGAGGAUUGUCGAGUUUCUUCUCACCCAAGCGCAAGUAUCUGACUUCCUAUCCAUCUAUCCUAUUGUUGGCCUAGGUGGUGUUGGUAAAACAACACUUGCUCAAAUGGUCUACAAUGAUCAUAGGGUAAGUAGCAAUUUUAAUACAAAAGUUUGGAUUUGUGUUUCGGAGACUUUCUCUGUCAAAAGGAUUUUGUGUUCCAUUAUAGAAUCUAUCACAAAAGACAAGUUUGAUGCCUUGGAUUUAGAUGUAAUACAAAGAAAAGCACGAGAACUAUUGCAAGGUAAAAGAUUUUUGCUGGUUUUGGAUGAUGUAUGGAGCAGAAAUCAAGGAUUGGAACUAGGAUUAAGCCAAGACAAAUGGAACAAGUUGAAAUCUGCGUUGUCAUGUGGAUCCAAAGGAUCUUCCAUUUUAGUUUCCACUCGUGAUAAGGAUGUUGCAGAAAUCAUGGGAACAUGUUUAGCUCAUCAUUUAUCUGGUCUCUCUGAAAACGAAUGUUGGUUGUUGUUUAGACAAUAUGCAUUUGGAUGUGCUGGAGAAGAACGGGAAGAGCUUGUAGCAAUAGGUAAGGCGAUAGUAAAGAAGUGUGGAGGAUUGCCUCUUGCAGCACAAGCAUUGGGAGGUCUAAUGCGCUCAAGGAGUGAUGAAAAUGAAUGGCUUGAAAUUAAAGACAGUAAUCUCUGGACCUUACCAUAUGAGAAUUCCAUUUUGCCAGCCUUGAGGUUAAGCUACUUUCAUUUAACACCGACCUUAAAGCGGUGUUUUGCUUUUUGUGCGAUAUUUCCCAAAGAUAUGGAAAUUGUAAAGGAAGAUUUGAUUCAUCUAUGGAUGGGCAAUGGAUUUAUUUUCUCAAAGGCUAAUUUGGAUGUAGAAUUUUUUGGCAAUAUGAUUUGGAAGGAACUGUGCCAAAAAUCAUUCUUCCAAGACAUCAAGAUAGAUGAUUAUUCAGGAGACAUUACUUUCAAGAUGCAUGACCUAGUGCAUGAUCUUGCUCAAUCAGUUAUGGGGUCAGAGUGUAUGAUUUUGGAGAAUACUAACACUAACUUGUUAAGAAGCACACACCAUACUAGCUUUUACUCUGAUAUUAACUUGUUUUCCUUCAAUGAGGCCUUCAAAAAAGUUGAAUCCUUGCGAACGUUGUAUCAACUAGAGUUUUACAGCGAAAAAGAAUACGAUUACUUCCCAACAAAUCGCUCCCUUCGAGUUUUAAGCACAAACACUUUCAAGUUAUCGUCACUUGGGAACUUAAUUCAUUUGAGGUAUUUGGAGCUUCGUGAUCUUGACGUAGAAACCCUUCCUGACUCAAUUUAUCGCUUGCAGAAAUUGGAAAUCUUGAAAUUGAAAUAUUUUCGAAAACUGACUUUUCUACCAAAACACUUGACUUGUUUACAGAAUCUCAGGCAUCUUGUCAUUGAAGAUUGUAAUUCAUUGUCUUGUGUGUUUCCUUAUAUUGGAAAAUUGUAUUUCCUAAGAACAUUAAGUGUAUACAUUGUUCAGUCAGAGAGGGGGUAUGGCUUGGGAGAGCUACAUGAUCUAUCACUUGGAGGAAAACUGAGCAUACAAGGUCUGGGAAAUGUUGGUAGCUUAUUUGAAGCUCGACAUGCCAAUUUGAUGGGUAAAAAGGACCUCCAAGAAUUAUCCUUGUCAUGGAGGAAUAAUGGUGAAACUGAGACACCAACUACUACUGCUGAGCAAGUACUUGAAAUGCUUCAACCUCACUCAAAUCUCAAGAGGUUGAAAAUACUUUACUAUGACGGAUUAUGCUUGCCAAAAUGGAUUGGAUUUCUUAAUAGUUUAGUUGAUCUUCAACUUCAGUAUUGCAAUAAUUGUGUUCUUUCAUCACUAGGUAAACUACCAUCUCUAAAAAAGCUUGAAUUAUGGGGUAUGAAUAAUAUGCAAUACAUGGAUGAUGCUGAAUAUCAUGAUGGUGUAGAGGUGAGGGCUUUUCCAUCCUUGGAAAAAUUGUUACUAGCAGGACUACGAAACUUAGAGCGUUUGUUGAAAGUGCAAAUAAGAGAUAUGUUCCUUCUUCUUUCUAAUUUGACCAUUAUUGAUUGCCCUAAACUUGUGUUGCCAUGCCUUCCAUCCCUUAAAGACCUCAUUGUAUUUGGAUGUAACAAUGAGUUACUGAGAUCAAUCUCCAAUUUCUGUAGUCUUACCACCCUUCACCUUCUUAACGGUGAAGACGUGAUUUGCUUUCCUGACGGUUUGUUAAGAAACUUGACUUGUCUUCGAAGUUUGAAAAUUUCUAAUUUCCCAAAAUUGAAGAAACUACCAAAUGAACCCUUCAACCUAGUGUUGGAGUGUCUGAGUAUCUCUUCUUGUGGUGAGCUUGAGUCUAUACCGGAACAAACAUGGGAAGGUCUUCGAUCUCUUCGAACUAUUGAUAUUGGUUAUUGUGGAGGAUUGAGAUCCUUUCCCGAAUCUAUUCAACACCUCACUUCACUUGAGUUUUUGAAAAUUCGAGGUUGCCCAACAUUAAAGGAGCGAUUGAAGAAAGGAACCGGUGAGGACUGGGACAAGAUAGCGCACAUUCCAAAAUUACAUGUUGAUUGAAUGAAAAAGCACACACAUAUAUGCUUCCAAUUUCUAUCACAUUUGGAUAUGACACUCUUGUCUCUUCACUAUGGUGGUUUUGCAGCACAUGUUAGUUUGUCUUCUGUCUUCCAGUAAUAUACUUCUGCAGAGAGUUGGAGCAGCAAUGGGAGAGAAAAACAGACAUCUAAAAUCUGUCUUAGAGCCUUAUAAUGCCCUUUUAGCAUAUAAAUUUUCUGUCUCUUUCAAUGACUUUUGUUUUUUCAUGUUUUUCACUCAGUUUAAAAUGAUACAUCAAAUUUGUAAUUUGUUGUUGUUAUGAUAUUAUUAAUUACUGGUUUUGUAUUUGGUUCA
Messenger RNA from Medicago truncatula (barrel medic), 3372 nucleotides. Its product is annotated as putative disease resistance protein RGA3. The transcript has 2 exons. The coding region runs from base 1 to 3039 and encodes 1012 amino acids. Gene Ontology annotation, molecular function: ADP binding. NCBI's taxonomy places the organism in Eukaryota, Viridiplantae, Streptophyta, Magnoliopsida, Fabales, Fabaceae. The record is from RefSeq and is a predicted model, not a curated record.